AUGUGCUUGUUUCGGAAACGAUGCGGGAUAAUCACUCUGCUCGGCACAUUCGCUUACCUCAUCGUAUGCCACGUGGUGUACGAUAGCGGCUCGGCGCGCAGGGAUCAGGGCAUCGACUUCGCCGGUACGCUUAUGAUGGUGACACUCAAGCUGACGUCAUGCGCCUUCGACUACCAGGACGGCCAAUACCUCUCCGACCCCGUCGCCGCCGAUUCCGCCGCGAGUGCCGCUGCUAAUGGGCGGCCCAUCCGCGGUGCGGACCGGCAUUUGUGCGACCUUCCUUCUCCGCUUGAAUUCAUGGGUUACAUGUUCUGCGGCGGGUUACAUCUCACAGGACCGUACUUCGAAAUGAAACCGUACCUCGAGUGGGCGAGGCACGAGGGUGUGUGGUCACGAUCCGCGCGAAAGGCGCCGUUCUUGGUGCCGCUUUUGACGGCGCUGGCAUGGGCCGUACCGUCGGGGCUGCUCCACCUGAUGCUUAAACCGCGUAUGAACGUCGCAAUUACCUCAGACCCCGCUCAGGUCUGGAGCGUUUCGUACGUGGCGCGAUGGGGGUACGCGAUCCUGGCGACGUACGCCGUACGUACGAAGAUCUACUACGUGUGGAUGGUGGCGGAGGGCAGCAUGGUCGCGAGCGGACUAGGUUUCAGCGGAUGGGUGCCGCAACGCGGAGCUGCCGCUUCUAACAGCAGCAGGGGAAGCAGCAGAGCGCGGGGAGAAAAAGCGGAGCUAAGGGGACGGCGCGGGGGACUGGCCGGACAGGCGGAUUGCGAGCCAGUGAGGGAGGUUUUCGGGGAGAGGUGUGUGAACGGUGGUGACGCGGACGUACCUGCACUGACGACUGCGGCGGUCACAGGAAGUGUGAUACUAUCGGAUAGUGAUGAAGACGAGAACAGCGCGCCUGUGAUUAGGGCGAGUGUGCGAAAGACGAGCAGCAAGUCCAGGCCGAGAGUGGCUUUGACCGCAGCAGUGCCGCAGCUGGAGCAGAUCGACUCGGACGAGGAGAGGGAGAGGGAGACGGGGGGGAAGAGGGGGAGUGGGGAGGAGCGGGAGGUGGAAGCGAAGGAGGCGAGCUGGAAGCGGGCGCGCAACAUUGACAUCGUGGGGGUGGAGGCGGUGACGGGCAUGCAUGGCUUCGCCAAGAACUGGAACGUGCGCACCGGCGAAUGGCUCCGCACCUGUGAGUCCGCCUUUCAGCCCCCCUCCCUUUUUGCCGCUCUCUAUUGCUUUCCCGCCAUCUCACGAGACUGCUUUCCUUUCUGUCAGUGUUCUCAUCUCACGCGUACUCACUCUCUCCUCCCCACGCCAUUCGUCCCCCAACCAUUGACGUGCAGACAUCUACGAGCGCGUGACACCGGAGGGGCAAAAGCCAGGCGUGCUGCCACUGAUCCUCACAGUCUGCACCAGCGCCGUCUGGCAUGUAAGCCCACGUUCCGCCCUUCCCCUCUCUCACCUUCUGCUCCACUUGCUCCACUCCACCUUAUGAUGAUCCCAUCCCCACAUUCCAUGCCAUUCCAGCACUUGCCAUGUCCCUCUGCCGGCGUGUACAUGGGAGACUUCUUCUUCGCCAUCAACAUGGCGUGGCUCAUCAUGGGCUCGCGCAUCAUCUACCGCUACCAGUGCACCAUCCCCGCCUCCUCACGCCUCCUCUCCCUCACCGUCUCCACACUGCACUCCCUUUACUCCUUCCUCGGCGCCAACUACUCGGCGCAAGGUUUCAUUCUCCUCUCUGCCUCACAAACACUUGUGGCGUACAGCGGCAUGGGUUGGGCUGGCACGCUGUUGCCUCUCAUUCCUUCGGAGAACAGCGAGCGCGCCGUGCAGUACGCGCUCACGCGGCUGUGCCGCGCUGGCGUCGACACGCUGCAUCUGCUGCACGUGCAGGACUCCACGCACCUCAGCGUCUCCAUUGCAGGCGACAUGGUGGUGCCGCCGGCGGUGGUGGACGAGAUGUCGCGGCGCGCGUCGAGCGAGGCGUCCGUUCUCGUCCGCAAGUACCUCGCCGAGGCCGACGCCGCCAAGGUGCCGGCGCAGGGGUACUACGCGCUGGGGGACGCGCGCGAGGUGAUUGUAGCGAGGGCCGCGGCGAUCAAGGCGGACCUGAUCGUCAUGGGCACGCGCGGCAUGGGCGCUAUCUCGCGAGCGAUGUUGGGCAGUGUGAGCGACUACGUGGUGAACCAUGCCACGUGCGCCGUGCUCAUAGUGCGCCCGCCGGCCCCACCCUCCGCGGACCAGCCCCAGCAGCAGCAGGCGCUGCAGCAGGCGCCUCUGGACCACCCGUCUCAGCGCGUGCUGCUGCUCGCCGUUGACAACUCCGAUGGCAGCCGACUCGCCCUCAGGUAUGCAUUGGAGGAGUUCUGCCGGGCGGACGACAUAAUCAUUCUGCUCGCAGUGCUGCCCACACCCCCCUGGGCCGCCUACGGCGAAUACUACAACCAAGAGAUGAUAGAGCGGUUGGAGCGGGCGGAGCUGCAGGAGGCGGAUGCGAUGCUGGAGGAGUUUGCAGAGCAAGUGCGCGCCAUGCACAUCGAGUGCAAGAAGGAGGUGAUACGAGGGGACGUGCGCGAGACCAUCUGCUACUCUGCUGAGCAGUUCGGGGCCGACGUGCUGCUCAUGGGGUGCAGAGGAUUGUCAGGGCUCAAAAAAAUGCUUCUUGGAAGUGUCAGCGACUACUGUGCUCACCAUGCGGUAGGAGACCCACCCUUGCCUGCACUGCUGCUUUUUACACCCCCUUCCACCCGAGUGUUUCCCUCUUGCCCCCCUGCAGUGUGCCAAAUUCAUGCCUUUUCUACAACUCAACAGAACUGA
Molecule: messenger RNA, 2808 nt
Organism: Closterium sp. Naga37s-1
Lineage: Eukaryota; Viridiplantae; Streptophyta; Zygnematophyceae; Desmidiales; Closteriaceae
Source: the annotation of a GenBank genome assembly